This is a messenger RNA of Macrosiphum euphorbiae (potato aphid), 246 nucleotides long. NCBI's taxonomy places the organism in Eukaryota, Metazoa, Arthropoda, Insecta, Hemiptera, Aphididae. The record is from the annotation of a GenBank genome assembly.
AUGCGUCCUCUCGUCCGGUUGCAGGUCAGAGUGAGUUUCACAACCGAUGCCACACAAAAUCGAAGACGACACAAUUACUACGAAGACGGCAGUGUCGACGACUCCGGUGAGAUAAUUCACCUGUCUGCGGCCAGCCAUCCAAGGGUCUUCCAAAAAACUGAUGUCCUAUUUGUCCCGAAGUCGGCCGCAUCGCAGAGGUCGACCUUCACGUUACUACCAAAACUGUUUCGAAAAGUAGAUUUUUAG